GCUCGCUGCUCGUGUUUUUUUCUUCUUUGGAUAAGUCGGAGCCGGCACACACACACACACACACACACACCACGGUGGACACGGACAAUAGCUGUACCUGUGUUGCGCCUUGCGCCUUUCGAGACUCCCCUUUCACAACCAACUGCCCACUAGAAGGACGGGUGUCCCUCCCCCUUCCUCCUCAAACUUCGUACUAUCGAGGCGGUACUCACCCUUGUCGACAUCCGUUGUGUUGUCGCUGCUGGUUGUUUCAACUGUGUUGUCAUCGACGGUCGCCAAUUCGCGGCCUUUCCGUUUGUUUGCUUGUUUGGUUGGUUUGUCUCGGCGCCGUCGUUUGCCCCUCGCCGCAGUGCCCUUCUCACAGAUACCUUCUUAUAUAUAAUCGCUCUCUCGGCGAAAAUCUGUGCUGUCGCCGGUUUCGUUCUUCUUCCUCCUUUCCUCUAAUUUUUCCUCUUGAUGGUUGGUGUUGAUACACGGUGUAAUUAAGAACUACUGUUAAAGAAACAGAAGUAUAUAUAUAUAUAUAUAUAAAAGCAGGAGAGAUGUCACACACUCGCGCAUUCAUGCUGCGUCAAGCAUCGCAGCAGCUGGCACAGCUGACUCGCGCGUCGUCGCUCCGACUUGCUUCCGUCAUCGCCCUGCGGGGGUCACAGACGUGCAGCGGCAUCCAUAGCUACCGUUACAGCAACACGGCGGCGGCCACACGUGCGUUGCACACCCCAGCCAAAGCAACAUCAAAGCUGUUGACCAGCACAUCUCUUCGUAGUGGCGUCGCCUUGCCGAGCACGUUGCGCGUGGGGGUCGUGCCGGUCCGCACCUCCUUCUACGCCAGCGGCCGACUUGGCCACCAGAACAGCGCAUGUGCUGCUCCUCUGUUUGCGGCGCAGCGCUGCUACGGCACGAUGCGCCCGACGCGUCCAACGCACUCGCCGAAGAAGUCAGAGAGCACCGGUGGGCAGCUACAGGGCGUGAACAACUUGGAGCGCUACAAGGGAGAGGAAGAGGAGGAGCGGAAGGAGGGCGGUGGGGACAAGGAGGACCCCUUCAACAUGAACUCCGGCCCUGGCUACCUGCCCUUUCCUCCGCCCUUCCAUACCAUCAACAUCGUUAUGAUCCUCUUCCUUGCGAAUGUGCUGUGCUACUUUGUGAUGAACUUCGGUAACGACGACUGGCGCGACUUCAUCGUCGAGCACUUCACGCUCUCGCACGAGAACUGGACGCGCAUCUACCCGCUCUUCACCAACGCCUUCUACCAGGAGCAUCUCCUGCAGCUGCUGAUCGACUGCUGGCUGCUCUGGCAGUUCGGUGACACGAUGCUGGGCUUCCUCGGCAACACCCGCAUGGCCUUCUUUGCGAUGCUCUGCACGUUGGGCGGCAGCCUCAUUCACAUCGCACGGCAGAAGUUCGAGCUGCAUUAUGGGAUGGACGAGUUGGAGGUGCGGGGUCGGUGCUACGGGCCGAACCCGUUCAUCAUGGGUCUCAUCGCUAUCGAGGGCCUCAUCUUCCGUCACUUGAACUUCAUCCAGCAGCCGCCGAUCCCGUUCCUUGUGCUGACGGCCUUCGUGAUGGUGAUUGACGUGUGGCGCAUCUUCACCACUAAGCCGGAGGAGCACGGCGCUGCCACUGGUGGGGCGCUCAUGGCGUAUCUGUUCUGGGCCUUGCCUACGCGUAUGCUCGGCCUGGAUAAGCUGACGGCGACGCUGUAG
This is a messenger RNA of Leptomonas pyrrhocoris, 1706 nucleotides long. RefSeq names its product putative mitochondrial rhomboid-like protein. The record is from RefSeq and is a predicted model, not a curated record. Bases 543 to 1706 code for a protein of 387 amino acids. Gene Ontology annotation, molecular function: serine-type endopeptidase activity. NCBI's taxonomy places the organism in Eukaryota, Euglenozoa, Kinetoplastea, Trypanosomatida, Trypanosomatidae. Gene Ontology annotation, cellular component: membrane. The transcript has a single exon.